Molecule: messenger RNA, 2768 nt
Organism: Raphanus sativus (radish)
Lineage: Eukaryota; Viridiplantae; Streptophyta; Magnoliopsida; Brassicales; Brassicaceae
Product: protein LHY-like
Exons: 8
Coding region: 536-2482 (648 amino acids)
Molecular function (GO): DNA binding
Source: RefSeq, a predicted model, not a curated record
CUGAGAUUGAUUCUGGCUUCCUUCUUCUUACAGUCUUCUUCGCCCUAAAACAGUCUUCCUUCCUUCCUUCUUCUUCAUCUCUGUAUCUUCUCCAGCUCUGCUCAAACAUUAAGAGAUUAACUUUUUUUUCUUCCGAUUUGAUUGUUUCUCCGGUGAGAUGAUCUAGUUUCUAUAUUCGGAUUAGUUCCUCAAUGAUGGCUACUCUCAAGGGUUUUGGCAGCGAUGGAAUCAUCAUUUGGGGUGAGACUUUUGAGUACUGCUGAAGAAGCUUACUUACUUACUCGGUGGACUUUCAAAGAUUUCUCCUUUCAUUUCUCUCUUUCUAUUAAUCUUUGGUGGUGUCUGGAUCAAAAUAUUUCUCAUAGUCUCUUUCUCUUUUUUUUUUUGCAGUUGCUUUAGAAUUUUAAAAGAGGUGCUUUUCAAUUAGAAGAAUCAAUUACAACGGCUUUUUGCUAUUUGGAGGAGGUCAAAGAUGGUUUCUUUGUUAUAUUAGAGAGGAUUUGAAGCAGCGGAAAGCUGCUAAGAUCUGGUUUUGAUGGAUACAAAUACAUCUGGAGAUGAGUUAUUAACCAAGGCAAGAAAGCCGUAUACUAUUACAAAGCAGCGGGAACGAUGGACAGAGGAUGAGCAUGAUAGGUUUCUUGAAGCCUUGAGGCUUUAUGGAAGGGCCUGGCAACGCAUAGAAGAACAUAUUGGGACAAAGACUGCUGUUCAGAUCAGAAGUCAUGCACAAAAGUUCUUCACCAAGUUGGAGAAAGAGGCUGAAGCUAAAGGCAUUCCUGUUUGUCAAGCUCUCAACAUAGAAAUCCCACCUCCUCGUCCUAAAAGAAAACCCAAUACUCCUUAUCCUCGCAAACCUGGCCCAUCUUCCUCUCAAGCACCAUCAGCAAAACUUGCCUCUUCUUCACAAUGUAACCAGGCUUUCUUGGAUUUGGAAAAAGUGCCCAUUAACGAGGAAACAUCAACUGGGAAAGAAAAUCAAGAUGAUAACUGCUCAGGGGUUUCUACUGUGAACAAGUUUCCCUUACCAAAGAAACCUGAACCGUCUCUAAGAAAGGAGAGUGCUGAUAAUGGAACAAGUAAGGCGUCAAAUGUGGAAAACAUGGUUCAAGAUCUUCCCGAGAAGAACAAAGACAGAGUUGCUGACAGCGCAAGGAACUACCCUUGGCAUUUCCCCGCGGAUUUUGUAAACGGAAAUGGGGCAAAAUGCGCUCAGUUUCAUCCCCCUCCAGGUAUGGUAUCUCAAGACUUGAUGUUUUGUCCUAUGGGAGAUCGUGUUCACGGGCACGUGAAUCUUCCAGCUACCACAACAUCUUCUGCUACUACUACUACUACAACUACUUCUCAACAGGCGUGCCCUUCUCAGGAUGUUUACCGUUCGUUUCUUCACUUCUCCUCUACUUUCCCCAAUCUCAUUAUGUCAAGUCUCCUACAGAACCCUGCAGCUCAUGCUGCAGCCACGUUCGCUGCUUCGGCCUGGCCCUAUUCCAAUGUCGGGAACUCGGGAGAUUCAUCAACGCAAAUGAGCUCUUCUCCUCCUCCUCCAAGUAUAGCUGCUAUAGCUGCUGCUACGGUAGCUGCUGCAACUGCUUGGUGGGCUUCUCAUGGACUUAUUCCUGUGUGUGCUCCUCCUCCUCCUACUCCAGUCACAUGCCUUCCAUUACCAACCUUUGCUGUUCCAACUCCCUCAAUGGAGAAGAUGGAUACCGUUAAAAGUAAUCAAGAACCGCUGGAGAAACAGAACACAGCUCUGCAAGAUCAAAAAAUGGCUUCAAAAUCUCCAGCUUCAUCAUCCGACGAUUCAGAAGAGACUGGAAUAACCAAGCUAAACGCUGCCGACUCGAAAACAAAUCGUGACAAGGAGGAAGUUAUUGUUGACGCUGCUGCUGCUGAUGCUUUGCAUGAUCCAAACGCGUCCCCAAAGAAAAAGCUGGUGGACCGCUCAUCGUGUGGGUCAAACACACCAUCAGGAAGUGACGCGGAAACAGACGCAUUAGAUAAGAUGGAGAAAGAUAACGAGGAUGUAAAGGAGGCAGAUGCAAACCAGCCAAGUGUUAUUGAGUUAAGCAACCGUCGGAGUAAAAUCAGAGACAACAAUAACAACCAAACUACUGAUUCAUGGAAAGAAGUCUCCCAAGGGGGUCGUAAAGCGUUUCAGGCUCUAUUUGCAAGACAGAGAUUGCCUCAGAGCUUUUCACCUCCUCAAGUGGAGGAUAAUGUGAAUGGAAAACAAAGCGACACGUCAAUGCCAAUGGCUCCUGAUCUCAACAAGAUUCAAGGUUCUUGUGAUGCAGACCAAGAAAGUGGAGUAAUGAUGAUAGGUGAUGGACAGGGGAAGAGCCUUAAAACGAGACAGUCAGGGUUUAAGCCAUACAAGAGAUGUUCUAUGGAGGUGAAAGAGAGUCAAGAUGGGAACACGAACAAUCAGAGCGAUGAAAAAGUCUGCAAGAGGAUUCGAUUGGAAGGAGAAGCUUCAACAUAAAACAACCAGACUUUCUUUUGAGGUAAAAUAAAAAAAAUCCAUUUUUACCAAUAUCUUUAAGUCAAGUGUUAGUACCUGCUUCUUCAAUCUUUAUGAAAGAGACUUAUUUUUUUCUGUUUCUAGAUCCAUCUGAACGGUUUCAUGUCAGGUCCUGUACUCCAUGUCUUGUCCCUUGUAUCUGUUUUGUGUCUGCUACUUCCUGUUUACUUGUCUGCUGCUGUUACUGUUACUGUUACUUGUUAAUUAACCACUAAAGCAAUGGAUCUACUAUGUCUUUACUCUUUUA